Chanos chanos (milkfish) is the source of this 948-nucleotide messenger RNA. RefSeq names its product olfactory receptor class A related 1 (gene ora1). Bases 1 to 948 code for a protein of 315 amino acids. Lineage: Eukaryota; Metazoa; Chordata; Actinopteri; Gonorynchiformes; Chanidae. Gene Ontology annotation, molecular function: pheromone receptor activity. The record is from RefSeq and is a predicted model, not a curated record. Gene Ontology annotation, biological process: G protein-coupled receptor signaling pathway. Gene Ontology annotation, cellular component: membrane. The transcript has a single exon.
AUGGAUCUGUGCGUGACCAUCAAAGGAGUCUCCUUCCUCUUACAGACCGGCUUAGGUAUCCUGGGAAACCUCCUGGUACUUCUAGCGUAUGCCCAUAUCAUUUUGGUGGAGCCCCGCAUGCAGCCGGUGGACACGAUCCUGUGCCAUCUGGCUUUUGCCAACCUGAUGCUACUUCUCACCCGCUGCGUCCCACAAACCAUGACUGUCUUUGGCCUGCGGGACCUGCUGAAUGACCCCGGCUGCAAAGUGGUCAUCUACGCUUAUCGCAUUGCUAGAGCUCUGUCUGUCUGUAUCACCUGCAUGCUCAGCGUAUUCCAAGCUGUGACCAUUGCGCCUGCAGGACCACGUGUGUCCAGGUUAAAAGCCAAGCUACCUCAGUUUGUCAUCCCCACUUUUGCAUGGUUAUGGUUCAUCAACAUGGCUGUUUGUAUCGCUGCCCCUUUUUUCUCCAUCGCUCCACGCAAUGGCACUGUACCCGCCUUCACCCUAAACCUGGGCUUCUGUCAUGUGGACUUUCGUGACAAUCUGUCCUAUGUUAUUAAUGGGGUGGCAGUGUCAGGGCGUGAUUUUGUCUUUGUGGGUGCGAUGCUGGGCUCUAGUGGGUACAUUCUUGUCCUCCUGCACCAACACAGCCGGAAGGUGAGGGGGAUCCGACGUGCCCAGGGAAGCGCGAUGGAGACAAGGGCAGCCAAAACCGUGGUCACCCUGGUAAUCCUGUAUGCAGUGUUUUUUGGGAUCGAUAACGUGAUUUGGAUCUACAUGCUGACUGUGGCUCAGGUGCCGCCUGUGGUGGCAGACAUGAGAGUGUUUUUUUCAUCUUGCUAUGCCUCCCUCAGUCCCUUUCUCAUCAUCACCUCCAACAAGAAGAUCAAAGCAAGGAUGUUAUGUGCUGCUACUGAUCAUGAACUGCAGUCAGGCAACACUCAGGAUUCAAGUGAUAAAGUCUAA